GACGCAAUGAAUAAGAAAAUGUGUUUAUGUGCCAAAAAUGUUUAUUAAAAACCGAACCUAUUACAGAAUUUUAAUAAGUAUCAACGAAGCAUCGACAUGAGCGAAAAGAGAAUAACUCUCAGCAAUGAGGCCAUGGAAAAAAUUAUCGGAAAUAUGACGGCAGAAAUGCAAAACGUUGAUGGUCAAUAUGUUCCCUUAGGCUUCACACCACCUUCUUCAACAUCUGAGCCCUUAAACUGGAAUCAGCAAACAAAUUAUAUGAACAGAUAUUCUCCUGAAGUUGAGCAAUAUCCCCAGCAGCGGUAUAAUUUUAUACCUCAAGCUCAACACAUGUUUGAUGCUAAUGGAUACAAAAAAGAGUAUGACCUUUAUAAGUCUAUGCAAAAUGGCACUGCAGAUAUGGGACUCUUUGAGACUGAAUAUCCCUAUAUACCACAGAUGAUGAAUAAUAUUCCAGAACAUCCUUUGCUUCACUCUCAUCAUGAUGCCAUGCCACAUGUAUCAAAUCCUUCUCAAUUGAUAGAUUUAGUAGGUAACUGGAUGGUACCUAAUAACAGUGGUACCUACUCUCCCUUUGGUACUUCUGAAAAUUAUAAACCAAAUGUAUUUGAUUUACCAACUGAUCUCAACACCAGUACAAGUAUACAUUUGAAAGAUGAAACCAGAUAUAAGACUGCUGAUCAAAUGGAAGAUAUACAGUUUCAGUUUAACAGAGACUCAAGAAAACCAAGAAUGGUGGCUGAAGUAAAACCUAUGAGGCCAAGUUACUCAGAUGUUUUAACCAAAGCUGUACCACAGACUUUGAGUAAACCAUUAAAAUGUGAAACUAAAGAUAGUAAACCCAAAAAAGACAGUAAGAAGAACAACAAAAAUGAGAAGAACCAGAAAAUGAACAGUACAUUAGGAAGGGGCAGUACUAACAAUGAUAUGAAGGGUAAUAUAGAUCUUAAAGACGUUCCAAAUGAAAAAAAUCUGAAUCAAACUAAAAGUGACAAAAAGACUGCAAAGGGUGGUAAUUUUAACAGAAAGUGGGCCUCUCUAGAUAACAUUGCUGACUCUCAAAUAAAGGUAGAAGAAACUAAGAAGAAGAAAAACGACGAUUGUAAAGGUUCUGGUCAAAAGUUUUCGAAAAAAAUGAACAAAACCAUGAAUGAUGUUAAUAUAGAAUCAAGUAAUUCUAAAGCUGAAAAUUUUAAUUUGACCAAAAAUGGUCUGAAGAAAAUUAGUAAACCAAUAGCUCGACCAAAGGCUAAUGAUUCGUUUGGUAGCAGUGAUCGACCUCCGGGAAAAAGAAUACAGAGAUCUCGCAAGAAGGAAGCUCAUGUACCCUUUGGAGUAGUCGGACAGAAAUUGAAACAAUAUACCAAAGGCUGGUGGAAAAUCUUUACCGUGUUUUUAUUAUGGUUGUUUCAUUUGAUCUCGGAUAUAUGUCAGUUAAGUCUACAUAUUAGUCGUGAUAUGGCUUCUAUAACAUGGACAUGGAUCUGCCUCCAUUGGUCAAUGCUUCUAGAGUCAACUAACAACUUUCUACAAAGGAUACGAUUCUUCAAAUGGUUACGAGAUAAAUUUAAAGGUAGAAAGAAAGCAGAAACGAACGAUGAACCGCCACGCUUUACGCAAAACGGUCUUCAAAAUAAUAUAAAUAUGCCCACUACUGGGGAUGAAGCAAUGAAGAGAUUGUUAGCAUGUAAGGGAAAAGAUCCGUAUAGUAUACUUGGGGUAGCUCCCACUUGCACUGACGAUGAUAUCAAAAGAUAUUAUAAAAGACAAGCUUUUCUGGUUCAUCCUGACAAAAACAAUUUGCCUGGAGCAGAAGAAGCUUUUAAAAUAUUGGUUCAUGCAUUUGAUAUGAUAGGUGAACCUGAAAGGAGAGCAGCUUAUGACAGAGGUGUUGUUGAAUCGGCGCAAGUAGUACAAGCCUGGAGUGAGCUCACGGAACUUCUCCAGCAGCUACAACAGAAAGUAGAAGCGGCAGCUAAUACCAUUAGGUGUAGUUCUUGUGGUCUAAGGCACAAGAGGGUCAAAAUAGAUAGGCCUAGUUACGCUGCACGGAACUGUAACACUUGUAAGAUUCACCAUUCAGCACGCGAAGGUGAUAUAUGGGCCGAGGCCAAAGUAAUGGGCUUCCUUUGGCACUAUUAUGCCUGUAUGGAAGGAGCAGUAUAUGACAUUACCGAAUGGGCGGGAUGCCAAAAAGACAAUCUCAAACACCUACGUCCUGAUUCUCACCACGUACAGUAUAGGAUAGCACUAGGUAAACAAAAUCAGCCGAGAAGGCACACGCCGACGGCACCUACUGAUAGACCGGAUCUGGAAAAUCUCUUGAAUACUCUCUAUGGUCAAACUGAGGGCACUCAAAGUUCCCGACGUAGAAAUAAGAAAAGCAAGUGAAAUCGUUUUAUCUCCAAUAUAUUAGGAUAUUUUCUUUUUUUGCAAGAAAAUGCUAAUUACAUUAUAAAGCGCUUUAAGAAUAAUAAAAAAACUGUUUUAAAAACAA
Diabrotica balteata is the source of this 2497-nucleotide messenger RNA. NCBI's taxonomy places the organism in Eukaryota, Metazoa, Arthropoda, Insecta, Coleoptera, Chrysomelidae. The record is from the annotation of a GenBank genome assembly.